This is a messenger RNA of Gasterosteus aculeatus aculeatus (three-spined stickleback), 1324 nucleotides long. It is a transcript of the gene exosc1, whose product is annotated as exosome component 1. The record is from RefSeq and is a predicted model, not a curated record. Gene Ontology annotation, cellular component: nuclear exosome (RNase complex); cytoplasm. Gene Ontology annotation, biological process: RNA processing. Gene Ontology annotation, molecular function: RNA binding. Lineage: Eukaryota; Metazoa; Chordata; Actinopteri; Perciformes; Gasterosteidae.
GCGGCCAAUCAGCGUCGACACGAGGUCCUCGUCACAGCCAACCAGCGGGCGAGCUGCUCUCCUCGAAAACAUGUCUCCCAUGAAGCUGUGUGUUCCUGGUGAGAAGCUGUGCAGUUUGGAGGACUGCAUCGAGGGCACAGGAGUAUAUCCGCGGCACGGCUACAUAUACUCCUCACUAGCGGGCUACGUGCUCAAGAAAAAUGAGGGAGGGCAGUUACCAGUGAUCUCAGUGGUGCGGGAAACCGAGACACAACUACUACCCAAUGUAGGAGCAAUAGUCACCUGUAAGGUGACAAGUAUCAACCCCAGGUUCGCCAAGGUUCACAUCCUUUAUGUGGGAUCCACACCGCUGAAGGACCGCUUCAAAGGAACAAUUAGGAAAGAAGAUGUGCGCGCGACAGAGAAAGACAAGGUGGAAACAUACAAAAGCUUCAGACUUGGGGACAUCGUCUUGGCGAAAGUUAUUUCUCUUGGUGACGUGCAGUCAAACUACCUGUUGACAACAGCGGAGAAUGAACUCGGGGUGGUGGUGGCACACAGUGAAGCAGGUGCCCAGAUGGUUCCCAUCAGCUGGUGCGAGAUGCAGUGUCCACGAACGCACAGCAAAGAGUUCCGCAAAGUGGCGCGUGUGCAGCCGGAGUACCUGCAAGCAUGAGACGGCUUCUCUCCCGCCAAACAGAGCCGCGGCUCACAGAUCUCACUUUGCACACGGUGCCGCCAUUCGAUCGUGCUAUCUUGACGUUUCUGAAUGUAUUUUAACAACUUAGUCACGUCAGGACAAACUGUAAGGACAUAUCCUGAACUAUCUAGUGACCUUUGUUGAGUUGUUCUUAAACUAAAGUGAGUGAUUUUUGAAAGUUGCCUUUAAAUUGCCCGGUGAGAAACUAAUGGGAACCGUCUAUGGAUGUUAGAUUGCAGCUGCAGAGUGACCGCAAUGUUGAGAAGCCAAGCCCAGUGAAGAGAGCUGUUGUUCACAGGUGAAGGUGUUAUAGCCGAUCAUCAGGUCACUCGAAGGAUAAAGCAGUUGAUGCAUGUUGCAUACAUAUUGGACUGUAUUUUGUACCAUAUAAUCUGUGUGAAAUGGUCAUUCUUUUGCAUGGUGUCAUGUUGUCCAUAGUCCAAGUGACCAAAAAUGUUUUGUUCAUAAUGCUGUUUAAAAGGAGUGAAUGAGUAAUGUCAAAUCCCCAACCACCAGUGUUUAGAAUAUUGAGGUUCAAUAUUUUUUUCCAGUACAUUGUCAAAACUAAACGAGUAUUCGCCUGAACUUUACAGCUAAUGCCAUUCAUGUGCAAGACCAAAAUAAAAACGCCUGUCAAAGCAUCAA